AUGACGUCGCCCGCUUCGCCCCGUCUUCCCAGCCCGCCACCUAUCCCUGAAGACCAGCUGUCGCCAAUUGCAGCCUCGUCCGACCAGCAGACGCCCUUCAACAACCUUGACCAUGUCGCUGAGCGAAGGAUACGGCCGGGGACCAAGGCAGCAGACAUGGCAGAGGGCCCUCCGCUUGUAGAACUUGCAGAGAUUGAUUCAGCGUUCCAGCUCACGGAGCACCUCAAGGCGCUGCAUAACUUCCUCACGCACCCGAUAGGAGCAAACGGCACCGUGCCCGUAGAUCGAGAAAUGGCCCUCAAGAUUGCACAUGCGCCGGAGAAUGUGGACAGGACGCUGUGGCUCUACGAACUAUGCCGCUUUCUCAUACAAAAGGUCAACUCGAUUAUAACCGCCCUCUUCGCAGAUAACCCGCCAUGCUCGUCGUUGACUUGCCCGGAGAUGCGUGCGUCAGAGUGGCAGUAUCUGUGCGCGGUUCACGACCCACCAAAGUCAUGUUGCGCAAUUGACUACUGCUGUCAUACGCUCGACUGGGCGGCCAAUACCCUCACAUCGCCAAAGCACUUUCCAUCACGCCUCGCGCUGGGGACAGAUCAGUCAACGCAGCACUCACAGACACGACAGCUCACCAACAUCUUCAGACGUGUGUACAGGAUAUUUGCACACGCAUGGUACUCUCACCGGGAUGUUUUCUGGCAUGUCGAGGGACGCACAGGGCUAUACAUUUUUUACAAGACAGUCUGCGAUGUGUAUGGCUUGGUGCCAGAGGACAACUACACCAUACCCCCAGAGGCAGAGGGUAUUGAUCUCAACUCAGAGAACAAGCCAACGGCACCGCCUCUGAUUCUGAAGCGUGAGCCUUCAGACACGGGCUCCCAGAUCUCUGACAACACGCUGGCUGGGGCCAUGUCUGACAACUCACUUUCAACUGCCGGGACUACAAAGCGACAUAGGCAUUCGCCAUCGGUAGGUGCAACAAUUGUGCACACCGUGGUAGAAGAGAAUGAAGAGGAGGAGGAGCAACCAGAUCUCAACCUCAACGCCCGGCCUGUGACGCAAAUUUUUGAGCCAGCAACACCAGAGGAAGGCGGAGAGGGCGAUGACGACGAUGAGGAUGAGGAUGAGGACGAUGAAGAGGGCGAAGAAGACAGUGACGGAGAUGUCACCACGAUUGAAGAGGGUGACGAGGAGGGUGACGAAUCCGGUGCUAAGAGUGCCAAGACGGGAGCAUCAGAGAGCAAAAAUGAUGACAAAGAGGAAACAGUGAGCACUGGGAAUGAAAAGGCCGGGGAUCCUGCACCUGCAGGCGAUAAUGAGGCUUCGGGCGAGAGCGCCACAGAGGCAGCCAAGAGUGACGGGACCGAGGCCUCGAGCGAGGCAGCUGCGGGGAAGGGAGAUCAAGCAGAGUCUACAGCCACUGGUGAUGACGGCGACAAGGCGACUGCUGCGAAGGCAGGGGAGAGUGGAGAGGCUGGUGGUGCUGCAAAGGCGAGCGACAAGGAGGACGAGGCCAACUCGCAAGCGGCAGAGUAG
Bipolaris oryzae ATCC 44560 is the source of this 1533-nucleotide messenger RNA. RefSeq lists its product as uncharacterized. The coding region runs from base 1 to 1533 and encodes 510 amino acids. The record is from RefSeq and is a predicted model, not a curated record. The transcript is spliced from 2 exons. Gene Ontology annotation, cellular component: cytoplasm. Lineage: Eukaryota; Fungi; Ascomycota; Dothideomycetes; Pleosporales; Pleosporaceae.